Messenger RNA from Dracunculus medinensis (Guinea worm), 3828 nucleotides. NCBI's taxonomy places the organism in Eukaryota, Metazoa, Nematoda, Chromadorea, Rhabditida, Dracunculidae. The record is from the annotation of a GenBank genome assembly.
AUGCGAAACGAAGAAGAUAAUCAGGAAGAGUCAAUGGAUAUGCUUAGCGAACAUCGUGAAAAUCAAUCAACACCAGUCGCAAAUGGUUCAAACAGUUACCGUGCUGCCGUUCAAAUGUUUCGCAAAUUUUCCUUUGACGAUUUAUAUUCAGGACGAACCAAAAAAACUCGUUCAAAUAGUCCUCGACGAAUACCAUUAUUUGAAAGAGCAUCUACGCGAUGGUGGAAUCCUCAGUUUGCAUCACCAGCUCUAGAAUCACAAUAUUGGAAGUGUAGUUUUCCACAGUUAAAAGACAGAUUUAGAUCUGGACUUCUUUAUGUUAUAUUAACAUGUAUUUUAUGGAUUACUUAUUUAUAUGCUUUUGAUCAAGUUGAUUCAUUUCAUUGGGUAACUACGUGUGGUCUCGUCUUAAUCUCAUCUGGAAUGAUGUUAUUUACAUUAUUUACAAUCCAAUAUCAACGAUUUUAUAUGCCCACUUCGUUUUUAUGUGUUUUUAUAUUAUCUAUUGUCACUUUGCUUAUAUUUUCUGACAUGUCAGAUUCUUUUAUGAGUCCAAUUGGCGCAUUAAAUACCAGCUUUCAAGUAGUUUUACUGAUAUAUACAGUUAUUCCAUUGCCACUUUAUUUAUGUAUUUUGAUUGGUGUUAUCUAUUCUGCGUUAUUCGAAUUAUUAUCUUCGAGUAAUAUUCAUUAUGGUGAUAUCCUUGGAAUGAAACUUGUGUUGCACUUAGGAAUUCAUCUUCUUGGAGUUCAUCUUUUUAUAUUAACGCAAGUUCGCCAGCGGAAGACAUUUUUAAAAGUCGGUCAGUCUUUGCUUGCAAGAAAAGAUCUCGAAAUGGAAACUCAGUUUAAGGAUCAUAUGAUUCAAUCAGUAAUGCCUAAAAAGGUGGCUGAUGAGCUAUUAAAAGAAACCAAUGUGAGGAGGUCUUCAGUUAAUCAAGAAGCUUAUUUAAGAGCGACAGAUAAUAAAAAUCGUUCUACUGGGGAUCGAAAUUAUUCAGUUGUGCCUAAUGUACGGAAAUUUCGACCAUUUACUAUGAAUUUGAUGACAAAUGUUUCCAUCCUUUUUGCUGACAUAGCGGGUUUCACUAAAAUGGCUUCAAAUAAAUCAGCAGACGAACUUGUCAAUCUUCUUAAUGACUUAUUUGGUCGAUUCGAUUAUCUUUGUGGUAAAUGUUGCCUGGAAAAAAUAAGUACAUUAGGUGAUUGCUAUUAUUGUGUGGCAGGUUGUCCUGAAGCUCGUCCUGACCACGCACGUUGUUGUGUUGAAAUGGGUCUUGCAAUGAUAAUUGCGAUCAAACAGUUCGAUAUUGACCGUGGUCAAGAGGUCAACAUGCGUGUUGGUAUUCAUACUGGCAAAGUUAUGUGUGGUAUGGUUGGCUUGAAAAGAUUCAAAUUUGAUGUGUUUUCAAAUGAUGUAACUCUUGCAAAUGAAAUGGAAUCAACUGGUAUCGCUGGUCGAGUACACAUUUCUGAAGCAACUGCCAAGUUUUUAAACAAUGAAUAUAUUUUGGAAGAAGGGAAACCUCAUGGUGGUUAUUUCGAACUAAUAAAAAUGAGAAUGAAGACAUAUUUCAUUGCUGGCCGUAUAAAGGAGACUGAUAGUUCAUCGAAGACAGCAUCUUGUUCCAUUUCAGCUAGAGAUGGUGCUGCAGUCGAUACAUUUUUAAAUCGUUCACAGAUUAGUUUUAAAAAGAGAUUAACCAAUAAGCUAAAGAUGGUGCAGACGAACUCCCUUCCAACGGAGAGAUAUGCAGGGAGUUUGAGGAUGAAACUGUUAGAAAAAAAAGAAGAGUGCAAUUCCGUUCAGAUUCUUCACCAUAGUGAAUCGCUUGAUAAAAACGGUCAGUCACAACUAGUCGAGCGUCGGAAAUCUGCGUCAUUACAAGCUUUACCAGUGGCUGAAUCAAAACCUUUCUGUAUUGCGGAGAAAAUAGGAGGAAGAAUUUCCCGUGAUCUUGUUAAUGCAUGCAAUAGUAGUGCAUGCAAUAGCGGACCGGGUUCAAAAAGCUCAGGAUUACAGGAAUCAUUUUCGGAUGCUUAUUCAGUUGGUGGUGCCAUUGAUACCAUCAUAUCUCAUCAUCAGAAUGCUCCGUCACUAACGCAUUUUGAUACAGAGAAUCGAGAUUUCGAUGAAAGGCUGGCUCAAAAUGCUGGAAUGAACUUUGCGCGUGGCUUCUGGAUGCAAGAUGAUUCGUUAAAUAGAUGGUCAUUACGUUUUAAUGAUCUCGAUAUUGAGAAUCGUUACCGUGCUCAUUUUGCAGAUUUUGCUGAUCGACAAUGGACCAAAAAAGAAACUGAGGGAAGAAGAAAAAACCAAACGGCGGUUGAUGCUGAAGAAUCAUCCACACAGUAUCGAUAUUCAGGUGUAUUUAUUGAUAUGCUUGUGGCAGGCGUUUUACUUAUUAUUUGUGCUGGCGUUACUUUUUUAACGGGAAAAUUUCACAUGGCUUUUGUCAUGUAUUUCUGUGUUUCUUUUAUUGCCGUUGUUAUUAUGAUCAUAACAAUUGGAAUACCACUUUUACGUCGUCGGAUAAUUUUUCCUUGUGUUAAUUUGUGGACGCCACGACAUGUAAUAGGAAUGAUUCUUAUGCUUCUUCCUGUUGGUAUCGCUCUUAGUAUUAUACCUCAAUAUGGUAAAACCAAUAAUUUAUCGUGCAUUAAUGCAGAAUUAUUUCUUCAACGAAUCACUUUUUCUUAUGUUUUCUUAAUCGCAUUAUUCGCUCACUGCAAUUUUUCUCAAUUAUCUGCAUGGCCGAAAACCACACAAGCCACAUUCGUUGGAAUAUUAUUUAUUAUUCUUACAUUUGUGAAUCAAUAUCAAGAGAUCGAUCUACUCGCUCAAAAUAUGACAGGUAUGUCGAAUAUUAAUUCUAAUAGUAGUACCAUUUUAGCUAUUUUACCAAUUAUGAGCGAAUUGCAAUAUGUCUGUAAUGUUUCUUUGCCUAAGUGGGCAUUUCAAGGAGCGCAGACACCGAUCUGCAUUUGGGAAAUUAUUCUUGAUAUAUUUCUUGGAGUUGUUUUGGUCGCUUUUCUCAAUUAUCAGUUUGAAGCCGCAUUUCGGAUGUCAUUUUUCGGCGAUGUUCAAGCACGAAUGGAUACUGAAAAGAUGCAAUCUGUUCGAGAUCAGGCUGACUGGUUAUUAACAAAUAUUAUCCCUCAACAUGCAAUCGAUUCGCUCAAGUCAAGUACCAAGUAUUCGGAAAAUCAUUCCAUGACUGCUGUUCUUUUUGCCACUAUAACUAACUGGAAUGAGAUGUAUGAAGAAACAUUCGAAGGUGGUCGUGAAUUUUUGCGCGUUUUAAACGAAAUAAUUAGCGAUUUUGAUGAACUUCUUGAUCGACCCGAUUUUUCACAAGUGGAAAAAAUCAAAACUAUUGGUGCAACAUAUAUGGCUGCAUCAGGCUUGAAUCCUGAACGCAGACGUCUUGCUUUGCAUCCUUAUGAGCAUCUUUAUCAGUUAAUCGAAUUCGCUUUGGCGCUGCAACAGCAAUUGAAUUUUUUCAAUCAGGAUCUCUUGAAUUUCGAUUUUGUUUGCAAGAUUGGAUUUAACAUUGGUCCUGUUACUGCAGGGGUUAUUGGGACCACUAAACUUUAUUAUGAUAUAUGGGGUGAUACUGUCAAUAUCGCUUCGCGAAUGUAUAGUACUGGUGUUCAAAAUAGAAUUCAGGUACCGCAGCAAACACGUGAUCUUCUCUGUGAUCGGUAUGAUUUUGAAUACCGCGAUCAUAUAGAAGUCAAAGGUAUCGAUAGUGGAAUGGAUACAUACUUGCUUGUUGGACGAAAAGGAGAACCACCUAUCAAUUUUUCAAAUUCACCAGCAUUUUAA